CGCAGUCCCUCUGGAACAAUGCUCAACCCGCUGGGUUUUGAUGGUGAAAUAGGAGGAAGGAAGAUGCUGGAACACCAAUUGGCUGCCAGCUGUGAAUGCAUACAACAGGGCAUCAAACUAGCCCCUGUUUGGCAUUGUGUGACAUGCAGCACGGCUAAGAGCAAAUUAGAUCUUCGUAUACCGACAAAUGGCUCCGCCUGGUUUCCGUGCCACUCCUUAUCACAUCUAGGGUAUAUAAAGGGUAGUUUCCAGUUUUUUUCUCCGGUUGAUUCUAUGGUGCUCUCUAUCGUUUAUUCAUAUUCUACUUUACAUAUAGCAAAAUGAGAUUUUCUACUGUCACUGUUGCCGCUGUCACUGUUGCCGCUGUCUCUGCUGCCAGCUCUUCGGUCAGCUCUGGUUCCGUCACUAAGGCUGCCUCUUCUACCUCCAAGACCUCUUCUGCUACCUCCAAGACUUCUUCUACUUCGAGCACCAAGGCUUCCUCUUCUACCAAGAAGGCUGGUGCCGCUCACCUCAGUGCUGGUUCGGCCGCUUUGUUAGGUAUGGCUGGUAUGGUUCUCUUGUAAGCAAACCAA
Messenger RNA from Babjeviella inositovora NRRL Y-12698, 575 nucleotides. RefSeq lists its product as uncharacterized. The coding region runs from base 321 to 566 and encodes 81 amino acids. The transcript has a single exon. The record is from RefSeq and is a predicted model, not a curated record. NCBI's taxonomy places the organism in Eukaryota, Fungi, Ascomycota, Pichiomycetes, Serinales.